This is a messenger RNA of Mesocricetus auratus (golden hamster), 2644 nucleotides long. RefSeq names its product down-regulator of transcription 1 (gene Dr1). The record is from RefSeq and is a predicted model, not a curated record. The transcript is spliced from 3 exons. Gene Ontology annotation, cellular component: negative cofactor 2 complex. Lineage: Eukaryota; Metazoa; Chordata; Mammalia; Rodentia; Cricetidae. Bases 272 to 802 code for a protein of 176 amino acids. Gene Ontology annotation, biological process: negative regulation of transcription by RNA polymerase II; chromatin remodeling; positive regulation of transcription by RNA polymerase II. Gene Ontology annotation, molecular function: TBP-class protein binding; general transcription initiation factor activity; core promoter sequence-specific DNA binding.
GUCAGUCCGUUGGAGGCGACACCUGAGGGUGGCUCCUCCAGCCCCGGGGAGCGGCUGUCCCCAGAGCCCUCGGCACCCUGACCGGUCCGCCCGUCCCCGCGGGCUCGCACUGAGUAAGGGACGCACGCAGUGGGGUCUCCCCGGCCCCGACGUCUCCCUCUCCGAGAGGGGCAGCCCCUUUUUGGAGCGAGUGGGGGGUGCCCAGAGUCUCGAGGACUUUAAAAAAAAAUAAUAAAAAAGUUGGGGCUCGACCCGACAAGGAAGGGGUGCGAUGGCUUCCUCGUCUGGCAACGACGAUGAUCUCACUAUCCCCCGCGCUGCUAUAAAUAAGAUGAUCAAAGAGACUCUCCCCAACGUCCGGGUGGCCAACGACGCCCGAGAGCUGGUGGUGAACUGCUGCACGGAGUUCAUUCACCUCAUAUCUUCGGAAGCCAAUGAGAUCUGCAACAAGUCGGAAAAGAAGACGAUUUCGCCGGAGCACGUCAUACAGGCACUAGAAAGUUUGGGCUUUGGCUCUUACAUCAGUGAAGUAAAAGAAGUCUUACAAGAAUGCAAGACAGUAGCACUAAAAAGAAGAAAGGCCAGUUCUCGUUUGGAAAACCUUGGCAUUCCUGAAGAAGAAUUGUUGAGACAGCAACAGGAAUUAUUUGCAAAAGCUAGACAGCAGCAAGCAGAAUUGGCCCAACAGGAGUGGCUUCAAAUGCAGCAGGCCGCCCAACAAGCCCAGCUUGCUGCAGCCUCAGCCAGUGCCUCCAACCAGGCAGGGUCUUCUCAAGAUGAAGAAGAUGAUGAUGAUAUCUGAAAUUCACCAUCUCAACUUUUGUUUCCUCUAUAAGAAAACAGUGAAAGAAAUGCUAUCUGUAAUUGUGUGUGCAUCUUGGUGGACUUACCAUUGGUAUUCUGCUAUACUUGUACAACUGUCUCUUUGAACUGUUGAAAAUUUAAAGUUCAGUAUAAGAUCAGCUUUGAAUAUGUAAUGGUGUUUUUGGAAUCUAAGAGCAGUGUGAACCCUUUAUUUGGUCAAUAAACAGUAUUACAGAAAGCGUCAGGUUUAUAAAAAUACAGUGACAUUUACACAGAUCUCUUCAUCUGUAUUUGCGUCUUCUCUGUCCCUUUAGCUGAACUAAAACUGAGAAUUUUAUAUUGAGAUGAGGCAUGGUGUGAGGCAGAAUACAUUGAGUCAGGUUGGCGAAAAAGUUCAGUUCCAUGUAGUACCUAAAUGUUUUUGUCUUUUAAACUGAGUGUAUAUACAGGCAACAGUUAUAUAUGCUCAAAGAAAUAUACUUGCUAAGAGAAAAACUCAAGACAUUCAAAAACUAGGAAGGAAAUAUGUUCACUAGUAGUUGUAUAAAUUUGAUGAGUUAUGUUUUUGAUUUUGUUACUGUUUUAUGUAGCAGUAAAAACUAGUUUUAUUAUAGUAUAAUUUAUCCUGAACUAUACUAUGCCAUUUCAGAGACUGGCUAAUCUUGAAGAUUGUCAUGAUUCUUACUAUUUCACUCCAGUUCAGUAAUUGUUCAUAGUAUUACUUGCUUCGUUCAUUCAUGUUUAUGUCAUUGAGUAUAUAGGUAGGACUUGUGAAACAGUUGCUUGGGUUCCGUUGGUUUAACUGAGGCUCAUGGAUAUUCAGACCUUUGCUAGGGGAAAUAAAUGAAAGCUAAUGAGUGUGUUUGCUAUGAAAGAGGGCUUUAAAAAUAUUAUUUAACAUGUAGUUUACUUAUUGUUUGGUUUUAGCAUAGCAUUUACAUUUUCUUGACUAGGUAGCCUAAAGAGCCCAGUGCUAACUUUUGAUAUGACAUCAUUGUCCCCAUCAUCAUAAUUGAGUGAUAGCUUUAAAAUUUUUGUGUUUGAUUAAAAAGUGUCAUAACUGACCAGCCCUAUAUGAAGUGUUAACUUGCUUUGUUAAAAGUGAGCAGCUUUCCUUUGGCUUCAGUGACUAAAGUGUGGUAGUGUUUUGUGAGAGGGACCCAGUGGAUCUGUAGAAAUGGUGUAAAUGCCACCUAAGGUAACAGGAAGUCACUGUGUUUCUAUGUCAGUUGCCAAGUCAUUUAAACUUCUGUAUUCACCAAGCCCCAGAAGAGAUUCUAGAUGCCAGGAUUUUAAUUUUAUUUGGAGAGCUAAGUAAAGUUUAUAAGUAUUAGAUUUCUUAAUAUUCAUAUUUUGCAGUUUUAGAAAAAGGGAAAUAUUGUUAUGCAUUAAUCAGAUAGAUAUUCUUCCCCAGUAUAACAGAAAAGGUAGUAAAAAGGAUAGUAAUUUUUCUGAAUGCUUUACAUUGAUUAUUUCAAGUUAUUUCAUGGAUAUGCCCAUGAAGUGUUUGGAAAAAUAGAAGGAAUUUUUCUUUUUUUAAAGGUUAAGUACCAAAGGUAGGUAGGUAGUUUAGUCUACAAAAAUAAGUUAGUCACUGUUGGCUUUUCUAAUUUGUACUGUAACAUUCUUUUACAUUGUUUUAAGUGUAUGUUUCUCAAGUAAACAAUUUAGAUAUUUUUCCAUACCUUUUUCUUUCUGAUGCAGACUUCAGGUUAAUUAAUAUUUUACUGCAUCUGGUAAUGUAUUCUAUGUUUGAAGCCUAGUGACUUUUCAUUUUGAUGUUCUUGUGAUUUCAUAUGCUGUAUUCUCCAAGCAAUAAAAUUCUGAUGUGUUUUAUAAA